UCUACUUCACUAAACGGACAACAAGAGGAACACUGCGUCUGAGGAAAUUAUCCACCUCAGAGGCUCCGUUUACAAGACCACCGCUGGCCUUUCAGGACCUUUGGCCCAGGAGUCAUGAAGCCCCGCAGCCCGAGCUGUGCAGAUUCAGAGUCGGAGUCAGACUCCAGAGACCCAGAGAAGUUUGAGAGUGCCAUGCGGCGGAGGAUGGCAGCCAACGCUCGAGAGAGGAAGAGGAUGCAGGGCCUGAACACCGCAUUCGACCGCCUCCGCAAAGUGGUUCCUCAGUGGGGUCAGGACAAGAAACUCUCCAAAUAUGAGACGCUGCAGAUGGCCCUGAGCUACAUUAUGGCCCUCAACCGAAUCCUGACUGAUGCCAGCAGACAGGCAGCUCCUCAGAAAGACUGGCUGAAUCUACAGUUUGACGACCUACAGCCAGAGACCUAUUCUUGCUUUAUGUGCUAUAACUCCCCUGUGGAAAAUGACUGUAUGCACUCCUCCUUCUCCUAUCACUACGAAAGCCUCUAAGCUCUCACUGACUGAUAAGCAAUGGUGCGUUCACUUGUAUCUUUCUUAACAUAGAUACAGCAGUCAGUAAAUGUGUUUGUAUUACUGUGUAAUAUUUGAUGUUUUUGGUUGUGGAAAUCAAAUGAUUAGCUUUAUUAGAGUCCGACUCGUUCUAGGAGUAGCGUUGCUUUAAUUAUUGCAAAAAAUGACAUGUUUUCUGUGCAAUUGUAGAAAAUAUUUCACCAGACGUUUCAUCACAUUUGUAAAUUCAGCUUUAAGUCACAUGUUUGAAUUUUGUUAUUGCUUUGUAUCAAAUCUGUGUGUAUAGUGUGUUCAAUCAAAGCUGCAAAAGCAUUCAAAAAAUAC
Messenger RNA from Carassius gibelio (silver crucian carp), 870 nucleotides. RefSeq names its product atonal bHLH transcription factor 7 (gene atoh7). Gene Ontology annotation, molecular function: protein dimerization activity. Gene Ontology annotation, biological process: neural retina development; regulation of DNA-templated transcription. The record is from RefSeq and is a predicted model, not a curated record. The transcript has a single exon. Lineage: Eukaryota; Metazoa; Chordata; Actinopteri; Cypriniformes; Cyprinidae. Bases 115 to 525 code for a protein of 136 amino acids.